UACCUAGGAGGUAGUGCAUAUAUCAUGUUGCAGCUAAACCAGUGAGAUGUACUUUAUGUGAGCAAUAAAACCUUUGCUUUUUUUGCAGUUUAGUCUGCAAAAUCUAAAAACCCCAAAGGAUGGGUGAAACCAGUGUAGCUGGAGCAAAAAUGACAGACUCUCCAGGUGGAAAUACAGCCAUUAAGAAUGAAAAAAAGACAGAGGGAAACUCUUUCUUUAGCUGGCUGUUGGUGCUGGCUUUGCUGGGGGCUUGGCUGUCUGUGGGUGUUGUGUGGUUUGACCUUGUUGACUACAACAGUGUGGUUGGUGCUCUUGAAGGAGUAUAUGAUGCUGAUGGCGAUGGAGACUCUAAUGUAGAAGAUGCCAAAGUUUUGUUGGAUGAGAGCCCUAAAGAAGUGGGGCUUAAAACAGACAACAGAGGUACUACCAGGGAUAUUGGCCAAAAGCUGAAAGCAGCUCUGAAAGAGCAGCUACAAAUUAUUCAUGAGAAGAUUGAAGUAAAAAAAAUUGCCAAACUAGCCCUUGCUGAGGUCCGUAGUGUUUUGGCUCAAGAUAAAGAGGACCGACAAGCUGCUAUAGCUGCCAAAAAAGGCAAAGAAGAGGCAGAAGAUAAGCUUCAAGAAGAACGAAUACAAAGAGAACGAGAGGAGAAACUAGCCAAGGGGAAAGCAGAGAGAGAAAGAGUGGAACAAGAAAAACUGUCCAAAGAAAAAGCAGUAAAAGAAAGGAUGGAAAAAAACAAAUCAGAAAAGGAAAGACUGGCUAAAGAAAAAGCAAAAAAGGAAAGACUCGCUAAAGAAAAAUCAGAGAAAGAAAAACUGGAAAAAGAAAUGGCAGAAAAAUUAAAACAUGAAAAAGAAAAGGCAGAAAAAGAAAAAAUGUCUAAGGAAAAGGUAGAACAGGAAAGACUGGAGAGCAAGAGAUCAGAUAAAGAAAGAAUGACCAAAGAAAAAUCAGAAAAAGAAAGACUGGCCAAAGAAAAGGCAGGAAAAGAGAUACUCACUAAAGAAAAAUCAGAAAAAGAAAGACUGGCCAAAGAAAAGGCAGGAAAAGAGAUACUCACUAAAGAAAAAUCAGAAAAAGAAAGAUUGGCUAAAGAAAAGUUGGGAAAAGAAAGACUUGCUAAAGAAAAUGGAAGACUGGCCAAAGAAAAAGCAGUAAAAGAAAGACUCACUAAAGAAAAGGCAGACAAAGAGAUACUCACUAAAGAAAAAUCUGAAAAAAAAAGAUUGGCUGAAGAAAAGUUGGGAAAAGAAAGACUUGCUAAAGAAAAAGCAGAAAAAGGAAGACUGGCCAAAGAAAACAUGGGAAAAGAAAGGCUGGCCAAAGAAAAAUCUGAAAAAGAGAGAUUCGCUAAAGAAAAAGCUGAAAAAGAAAGAUUGGCUAAAGAAAAGUUGGGAAAAGAAAGACUUGCUAAAGAAAAAGCAGAAAAAGGAAGACUGGCCAAAGAAAACAUGGGAAAAGAAAGGCUGGCCAAAGAAAAAUCUGAAAAAGAGAGAUUCGCUAAAGAAAAAGCUGAAAAAGAAAGAUUGGCUAAAGAAAAGUUGGGAAAAGAAAGACUUGCUAAAGAAAAAGCAGAAAAAGAAAGAUUGGCUAAAGAAAAGGUGGGAAAAGAAAGACUAGCCAAAGAAAAGGCAGAAAAAGAAAGAUUGGCUAAAGAAAAGGUGGGAAAAGAAAGACUAGCCAAAGAAAAGGCAGAAAAAGAAAGAUUGGCUAAAGAAAAGGUGGGAAAAGAAAGACUAGCCAAAGAAAAGGCAGAAAAAGAAAGAUUGGCUAAAGAAAAAGCUGAAAAAGAAAGACUUAAGAAAGAAAGACUUAAGAAAGAGAGAGUGGAAAAGGAAAGACUGGCCAAACAAAAGGAAGAAAGGGGAAAUCUGGAGAAAGAGAAACUUAAAGUGAGAGAGAGUGCAUCAAAGGGGAAAACCAAGAAAGAUGUAAAGAAGAAUAUGAAAACUGUGAACAAUUACAAAGAAGAAAAAGAGGCAAAAUAUAAAUAAAGUUCAU
Messenger RNA from Carassius carassius (crucian carp), 2004 nucleotides. Its product is annotated as calponin homology domain-containing protein DDB_G0272472-like. The coding region runs from base 120 to 1997 and encodes 625 amino acids. The transcript has 5 exons. Gene Ontology annotation, biological process: peptidyl-aspartic acid hydroxylation. Gene Ontology annotation, molecular function: peptidyl-aspartic acid 3-dioxygenase activity. The record is from RefSeq and is a predicted model, not a curated record. Gene Ontology annotation, cellular component: endoplasmic reticulum; membrane. NCBI's taxonomy places the organism in Eukaryota, Metazoa, Chordata, Actinopteri, Cypriniformes, Cyprinidae.